GGACGACGAUUCAGCCCCUAUUGACGUUGGUGGCACAUCUCCUCUCUCAGGCAAUCUACCUCCACCUCCUGCUCCUCCUGCAAUACUUGAAGGACGACCAUCGACUUUUUUGGGCUCGACUACACCUCAACAACCAAUAUUACCGAUAUCACAGCUGACCUCAAAUGGUAACACAGUUUCUCAAUUCCUCAACACUUCUAUCCCACCAUCAUUCCAAACCCAACCUACUUACGGAGUAUCUCAGUCUCAGCCGUCUUCUUUUGUUCCACAAACGAAUACAGCAGUAGCUCCACCAGCAACUGGUCAACCGCCUAAUUUCGCACUGGGGCAGAACCUUUCAGUACCUCCUCCUAUCGCCACUCAGCCACCUCCAAAUAUUCAGGCAUUGCUGAAAUCUAUACCGAGCCUUCAAACUAUUCAGCAAGCCACUGCAGCUGCUGCAGCUGCUGCGGCUGCCGCAGCAAACAAUCAGCGUCCACAGCAAAAUCUUCCAUCGAUGAACUAUCCUCCUCCCGUUACGCAACAACGAUUUGGUGAUGUGGAUGAGCGAGUCCAACCUAUUCAAACAAUACAAACACCAGUUCAGCCAAUACAACAAGUCCAGCCAAUGCACCCAGUACAACCUGUUGCCGCACAACCUCCUCCUGCCUCAGCUCCAAAUUUCCAUUUGCCUCCUCCAAGAUCUCAACAGUCUAUAUAUGCCGAAGAGGGACCAUCGCACAUAGAAUAUCCACCUGCUGUUCCUGGCGGAGACCAUGAACAUCACAACGGUGACAACAAUUACUACGGUGAAGGUGGACGUGAUGGGUUUUACCAAAAGCCACCGCCAGCGCAGUUCCACAAUAGCGGAAAUUAUCCACCUCAUGGUAGAGGAAGACCUCGUGGUGGUGGAUUCUAUGGUCAUGGUGGUGGUAGAGGCGAUCAGUGGAGGAAAUCAAACGUCGGUGAGGGUAUCUCUCGAGAUGAGCCGAAAAUUGGCAGUGAAGACAGCGUCCCUAUGCGGGGCGAUUACCGAGGUGGUCGCGGUUUCGUUGGACCUCGAGGUAACCUUCAUAAUCGAGGAAGAGGAUUCCAAGGUGGUGGUUUCCCGAAAGGACGUGGACGAGGCAACUGGGGUAGAGACGAUUACUGA
Messenger RNA from Ostertagia ostertagi, 1132 nucleotides. NCBI's taxonomy places the organism in Eukaryota, Metazoa, Nematoda, Chromadorea, Rhabditida, Trichostrongylidae. The record is from the annotation of a GenBank genome assembly.